Molecule: messenger RNA, 711 nt
Organism: Octopus sinensis (East Asian common octopus)
Lineage: Eukaryota; Metazoa; Mollusca; Cephalopoda; Octopoda; Octopodidae
Product: general transcription factor II-I repeat domain-containing protein 2-like
Exons: 1
Coding region: 1-711 (236 amino acids)
Source: RefSeq, a predicted model, not a curated record
AUGGCAGUGGCUGAAAAUCUAUUUCCUACAAAAAGAAACAUUUUUGAAUUUAUCUGUUUAUCUCCAAGAACGGUAACAAGAAGAGUAGAAGAAAUGUCAUUCGAUUUAAAUAACUCUUUAAAAAACAUUUUUGGGAAUUUCAAAUAUUUUUCUAUCGCAUUGGAUACUAGUACUGACAGAAGGGAUACUUCUCAACUUGUCAUAUUUGUUCGAGGGAUAACUGAAACAUACCAAAUUUUUGAAGAAUUUGUCAAGGUUAUUCCAAUUAUGGGUACAGUGACAGGAACCGACGUUUUCUUGCAUUUAAUGCAACUUUUAACAGAAUUAAAUCUUUCACUUUCAAAAUUAGUUGGAAUUACAACAGACGGGGCUCCAUCUAUGGUUGGGAACAAAAAGGGAACUAUUACAUUAGUCCAAAAUGAAAUGGAAAAAUUUGGAAUUGAGUACAAUUUGGUUAAGAUUCACUGUAUUGUUCAUCAAGAGGCGUUAGUUGCCAAAUCAGUCAGGUUACGUGAGACAAUGGAUGCUGUUGUUAAUGCAGUAAAUUUUAUUUUAUCCCGCGGCUUGAAUCAUUGGCAGUUCAGGCAAUUUUUAAUCGACACUGAAGCAGAAUAUGGGGAUCUUUUAUAUUUUUAUAAUGUCAGAUGGCUUAGUAGAGGAUCAAUGCUCAAAAGGUUUUUUCAUAUACGGGAAGAUGUUAUAAUUACUUGA